GAUCCUGAUGACUUGUUUCUGACCAAACUACUGAACUAACACCAUACAAAAAUAUUGGACGUUUUCUUGGUGAUCUUUUUAUUUAUUUUGUAUUUAGUGGGUUGGUAGCUUUAUAAACCCUGGCAUUCUUGUCCCGGAAUAUCGAUCGCUUCGUCCUUGCCUGCAGCCAUUGAGCUACCCCGUAAUUGAAUUGAAUUGCUGUAUAGUUCUAGUAAUGCUUCGCUAUCAUUUAGCUGGAUUCUUCUAAAUCAUAGCGAGCUAAAUGAUAGCGAAGCAUUACUAGAACUGUACAAAGCAUCACAGGUUCAGAUCUUUGCGGAGGAGCCGGUACUGUAAAACAUUGGUUCUUGGUCAGCUAAACUUCUGAAUGAACAACUGUGUUCCAACAAGGUUUCAAGAUCUGUAGACCCCGGAGAGGUAGGUAGUUUCCACUGUUAUACAAAACAUAAUCCUUUCCGUUUUUAAUCAAUGAUUAAUUGAGCUCAUCCAGGUGGAACAUUGAACAGUCGAAGACAGGGGGUUUCCAUAUGCUAAAAACAGCAUACCAGUGAGGCCCUUAGCUUGGAUAUGCUACAUGUUCUGGCCUUUGAGUAGCUAGAUCUAUCAGAAUUCUGAACUUUUUGAUCCGUGCAAGCAGCGAUUGUCAGGUAGACGAAGGAAUGGUCGCGCUGGCAGCUGAUGGGUUCCAUUCCUCCCAGGCUUUGUAUCAACAAGAGCUUCACAAACUCAAGAGCUGGAUGAAAGAGAUGAGACUGGAGGAGCUAGAGUUCGCGAGAGUGAUGCCGCUGGUCUGCCUUUUGCCACCUGCUUCCACCAUGUUCGCCUCUGAGCUAUCCGAGGCUAGCCUUGCCUAUGCCAUGGAGAACAUCCUAGUGACCGUGGUCGAUGACAUGUUUGACGUCGGGGGGAUCAAUGGAAGAGAUGGACAACUUCAUCACGCUCAUCGACAAGUGGGACGCGCACGAAGAAGUUGGCUUCUGCUCCCAGAGCGUGGAGAUUGUUUUCCGCGCCGUCUACCACACCAGCAACCUCCUCGGAGUCAAGGCCGCGGCAGUGCAGAACCGCAGCGUCAUCCACCACAUCGUCGAGCUCGGGGCGGGCCUGGCGAGGGCCAUGAGGGCCGAGGCGGAGUGGACAAUGAGCGGCCACCUACCGUCCUUGGAGGAGUACAUGGAGGUCACAGUGCCGUCGUUCGGGCUGGGCCCAAUCGCCCUCAAGCCGCUCUACCUCAUCGGGCCGGAGCUCACCGAGGAGGUGGUCCGGAGCCUGGAGUACCAUGAGAUGUUCCGGCACGUCGCCACCUGCACCCGCCGCCUGAACGACCUCCAGACAUAUGACAUGGAGGAGGAGCAAGGGAAGACGAACAGCGUCCUACUGCUGGCUCGUUGCCACGGCGGUACCAUCGAGGCGGCCAAGGCGGAGGUGUGGAGUACCAUCAUGGCGUCCAGGAGGGAGCUGCUGAGGAUGGUGGUCAGGGACGGCGGUGCAGUGCCCCGGCCAGUGCGUCAGGAGUUUUGGAACAUUUGCAAGAUUGCCCACCUGUUGUACAAGGACAAGGACGGCUUCUCGUCGACCAGGGAAACGAUACACGCGGCGAACGCGGUUAUGCAUGAGCCGCUGUCCUGGGGCGAGGAGGGAAGAUCGACUCCCAGGCUGCCGCCGCAUCAAUAUAAGUUGUGAUGUUCUUUGCUGCUCAUGUGAUAUACUUCUAAGAGUAAAAUGCGCCACCGGUCCUUAAACUUUUUUGGGUGUGUCGUCCCGGUCCACAGACUUUUAAA
Messenger RNA from Panicum virgatum (switchgrass), 1778 nucleotides. Its product is annotated as dolabradiene synthase KSL4, chloroplastic-like. The transcript has 5 exons. Gene Ontology annotation, biological process: diterpenoid biosynthetic process. Lineage: Eukaryota; Viridiplantae; Streptophyta; Magnoliopsida; Poales; Poaceae. The coding region runs from base 886 to 1680 and encodes 264 amino acids. Gene Ontology annotation, molecular function: magnesium ion binding; terpene synthase activity. The record is from RefSeq and is a predicted model, not a curated record.